Megalops cyprinoides (Indo-Pacific tarpon) is the source of this 2070-nucleotide messenger RNA. Its product is annotated as leucine-rich repeat transmembrane protein FLRT3-like. The transcript has 2 exons. Gene Ontology annotation, molecular function: protein binding. NCBI's taxonomy places the organism in Eukaryota, Metazoa, Chordata, Actinopteri, Elopiformes, Megalopidae. The record is from RefSeq and is a predicted model, not a curated record. The coding region runs from base 121 to 2070 and encodes 649 amino acids.
AGCUUACCUAAUAAGCUUUAAUUCAGCUCCAUUGGCUCUCUGCACAAGUGAAGGAUUUGCCAAAUAUUUAAUAUCAGGCUGCUCAGAGUCAGCUUCUGCUGAAAAAAAUACCAGUUCAGAAUGACUGACAAGUCCAGAUCCUGCCUCCUCUUCCUGACCAGAAUAGGGCUACUUCUGGGCCUGACAAGUCCUUUGGUAAGAUCAACCUCCUGCCCUUCAUCAUGCCGCUGUGAUGGGACCUUCAUCUACUGCAACGAUCGCGACCUUACCUUUAUCCCACUGGGCAUUCCGGAGGAUGCCACCAUCCUCUAUCUGCAGAACAACCGCAUCAAUAGCGCUGGCAUUCCCACAGAGCUGCGCAGGCUCAACCAGGUGGAGAAGAUUUAUCUUUACUGUAACAAUCUGGAUGAGUUCCCCACCAACCUGCCCAGGAAUGUCAAGGAGCUGCACCUGCAGGAGAACAACAUCAGGACUAUCACACAUGCCUCGCUGGAGCAGAUCCCCUUCAUUGAGGAGCUGCACCUGGAUGAUAACUCAGUGUCAGCUGUCAGCAUAGAGGAGGGGGCCUUCCGGGACAGCAACCACCUCCGGUUGCUGUUCCUUUCCCGAAACCACCUGAGCUCCAUCCCCCUAGGCCUACCCAUGACCAUCGAGGAACUCCGAUUUGAUGACAACCGCAUCUCUUCCAUCUCCGAAGAGGCCUUGCAGGACCUCAUCAACCUGAAGCGCCUGAUCUUAGAUGGAAACCUCCUCAACAACAAGAGGAUAGGGGAGAUGGCCUUUGUGAACCUGAUCAACCUCACAGAGCUCUCACUAGUGCGGAACUCUCUCACUGCGCCCCCAGCAAACCUUCCAGGCACCAGCCUGGAGAAGCUGCAGCUGCAAGACAACCAGAUCAACAAGAUUCCAGUGGGGGCCUUUGCCUUCCUGCGGCAGCUUUACCGUUUGGACUUGUCAGGCAACAACUUGAGCAGCUUGCCCCUGGGUGUUUUUGAUGACCUUGACAACCUUACUCAGCUGCUCCUGCGCAACAACCCUUGGCAUUGUGACUGCAGAAUGAAGUGGGUGAGGGACUGGCUGCGCACACUGCCCACCAAGGUCAACGUGCGUGGACUGAUGUGCCAGGGUCCUGACAAAGUCAAAGGGAUGGCUAUCAAAGACCUUGCCACAGACCAGUUUGACUGCACUGUGGCUGACAUCCCACCAACCUUUGAGACUGGUACUAUUUCAAACAAUUUGCCACCUUCUAGAGGACAAUGGCCUUCCUUUGUUACCAAAAGACCAGUAGUCAAAGGGCCAGAUCUCAGCAAGCACUAUCGCAGUACCCCCCCCUCGGGCAAGAAGAUCACCAACAUCAGUGUGAGAUCCACUGGAGCAGAGACUGUGCACAUUUCCUGGGAAGUGGCACAGCCCAUGACAGCUUUGCGGCUCAGUUGGCUGAAGAUGGGCCACAGCUCUGCAUUUGGGUCCAUCACUGAGACCAUCGUUCAAGGAGAGAAGACGGAAUACUUGCUGACUGCUCUGGAGCCCGACUCGUCUUAUCGAAUAUGCAUGGUUCCCAUGGAAACCAGCAAUAUUUACCUUUCUGACGAAACGCCUGUCUGUAUAGAAACAGAAACGGGGUCUCUAAAAGCAUACAAACCCACCACAACCCUGAACCGAGAGCAAGAGAAAGAACCUUACAAAAAUUCCACUCUACCUUUAGCGCCCAUAAUUGGUGGGGCUGUGGCAUUCCUGGCAAUCAUCAUGCUAGCAUUGGUGUGUUGGUACCUUCACAGGAAUGGGUCUCUAUUUUCCAGAAACUGCACCUACAAUAAGGGUCGGAGGAGAAAAGACGACUAUGCUGAGGCAGGAACUAAGAAGGAUAACUCCAUCUUGGAAAUCAGAGAGACCUCAUUUCAAAUGAUACCAAUAAACCCAGGGAUUGUGUCCAAGGAAGAGUUCAUAAUACACACUAUUUUCCCACCAAACGGCUUGAGUCUGUACAAGAACCCGCAUAGUGAAAACAGCAGCAUCAACAGAAGUUACAGAGACAGUGGAAUACCUGAUUCGGACUAUUCCCAUUCAUGA